CCUAGGGUUUUGCGGUAGAGCCUCUCAUUUUCGUUCACUCACUCAAGGAGACCGAAAGAGAGAGAGGGAGAGAGGAAUCAAUGGCGCCGAAGCAGAAAACACCGAAGGUGAGCAGGAACCCUGAUCUGAUCCGUGGGGUUGGGAAGUUCUCGAGGUCGAAGAUGUACCACAAGAGAGGUCUCUGGGCUAUCAAGGCCAAAAACGGCGGAGUUUUCCCUCGCCACGACGCCCAGCCCAAGGCUCCCUCUCCCGCCGAGAAGCCUCCUAAGUUCUACCCGGCGGAUGAUGUCAAGAAGCCCCUCGUGAACAAACGCAAACACAAGCCUACCAAGCUCAGGGCUAGUAUCACUCCGGGUACCGUGCUGAUCAUACUUGCUGGGAGGUUCAAGGGAAAGAGAGUUGUUUUCCUGAAGCAGCUGUCAUCUGGAUUGCUUUUGGUCACUGGACCAUUCAAGAUUAAUGGUGUUCCUCUUAGACGGGUGAAUCAGUCUUAUAUUAUUGCUACUUCCACAAAGGUGGAUAUCUCUGGAGUUAACGUGGAUAAGUUUGAUGACAAGUAUUUUGCCAAGGAAGCUCAGAAGAAGAAAAAGAAGGGAGAAGGCGAGUUUUUUGAGGCUGAGAAAGAGGAGAAGAAUGUGCUCCCACAAGAGAAAAAAGAUGACCAGAAAACAGUGGAUACACCAUUGAUAAAAUUCAUCGAGGGUGUUGCAGACUUGAAGGCCUACUUGGCUGCGAGGUUCUCUCUUAAGUCGGGCAUGAAGCCCCAUGAGCUUAAGUUCUAGAAUUUUUUUUCUCAUCGUUACCUUGUUUUGUUUUGCUUGAACUUGGUCGUAGCAGAUGUACUCUUAAAAGUUCCAUUGGUAAUAGACAGCUAAAUUUGAUGUUGUGUUAGGUGAUGCAUUGUUUCAAGGAAUUUUCCUUUUUCCAAUUUUGGUUGUGCGGGUGCAAGUGCUACUGACUACCGAUAUAUAUGAUGUGAUUUGUUCUUCCAUA
Corylus avellana is the source of this 993-nucleotide messenger RNA. Its product is annotated as large ribosomal subunit protein eL6. NCBI's taxonomy places the organism in Eukaryota, Viridiplantae, Streptophyta, Magnoliopsida, Fagales, Betulaceae. Gene Ontology annotation, biological process: cytoplasmic translation; ribosomal large subunit assembly. Gene Ontology annotation, cellular component: cytosolic large ribosomal subunit; ribosome. The record is from RefSeq and is a predicted model, not a curated record. Gene Ontology annotation, molecular function: RNA binding; structural constituent of ribosome.